UACUCCAGAAUUAUAACUAUUUACACAUAAUGUCGCAUUUAACCUUACCCCUCAACUUAUUAUUCCUCAUCUUAACUUUGUAUCUUUCCUUUACGGCCGGCGACCUUGAUUUCUUCACGCAUUCCGAUUACCACGCCGACCUGAUCGCGACAAACAUUUCGAUCCCACGUGGCCUAUUGAUCGACGAAGCAGGUGACAUUCUCGUCCUUUCUCGAGGUGCGAGUAGUAUAAUCGCCCUCCAUCAAGCGCAAAAUGAUGGGUCCACAUAUUCGCAAACGCUAAUCGUCAAUGGAACUGGGCUCGGGUUAAAUCAUGGCAUCGAAUACAGGAACCAAUUCCUGUACGCGUCUAGUGGAUCGACAGUUUACCGCUGGCCGUACGUGCCAGGUCAAAGGUCACAGAUUGAUAACAAUUUAAGGGAGACGGUCAUUUCAAAUAUUUCCGUCCCGGAUGAGAACAAAGUUAACACGAGGACGCUCAUAUUUGAUGAGGACGACUUGCUCUAUGUCACGAUCAACUCGGACAUUCGGUUGGAUAAUGACUCCACUCGGUGUCGGAUGAGGAGGUUUAAUCUGACCGGAGAGAGAGACGAGGGUGGAAUUGAUUUUGAGACGGGAGAGAUAUUCGCCGACGGUCUAAGAAACGAGGUGGGUCUCGCGUUCGACUGUUCCGGUGUGAUGUGGGGUGUGGAAAACGCGGGUGGUGCUGACUACUUAAUCCGUGACGACUUGGGAGGCUGGAUCCAUGACUAUAAUCCAGCCGAGGAAAUUAAUCGGUUUGAUAAGCCGGUUGGUACCCAUUACGGUUACCCGUACUGCUUCGGAAGUUACAACUUAUCAGGAUAUCAAGUUGGGAUGCAGUUUGCCUGGCCUACCGCGAUGGGAGAUGGGAUCCAUAGCGAUGAAUGGUGCAGGACUCGAGCAAAUAACGAACCUGCCACUUUCUUCAUGCCCGCACACACCGCCCCACUCGACAUAGAAUUCUACUGUAACGCCUGCGACGACGCUAACCUGCCCAAAGGUGCGUUUCCCUGUUCCUUCAGAAACGCUGCUGUCAUUACUUUCCACGGUUCAAUGAACAUCAGCACCCCGGUCGGGUACAUGGUUGCCUUGUACCCGUUCGACCCCACAACCAGAGCACCGACCGGGGAGACCAUCACCAUCUUGGAGGACAUGAGUCAGCACACUGACGCCCUCAGCAAGGAGAGACGCUUCAGACCGGUCAGUGCCGUUUUUCAUGGACAAGGACAUCUAAUCGUUUCAGCCGAUACGACCGAUCAAAUUAUCAAAGUGACGUAUAAUAAGAACAAAAGUGGAAGCGGUUCGGGUCCCAGGGCAACUUUUUAUACCCUUAUUUUGUGCAUGUUGCACAGUUUUGUAUUUUAUGCGUAAUAUCUCUUUAAUAUUUUUGGGAAAUUAUGCUUCUCUUUGUACAUAAAUAAAUAAAUAAACAAGGAUGUUAAUCAGUAAA
This is a messenger RNA of Folsomia candida, 1470 nucleotides long. RefSeq lists its product as uncharacterized. The record is from RefSeq and is a predicted model, not a curated record. NCBI's taxonomy places the organism in Eukaryota, Metazoa, Arthropoda, Collembola, Entomobryomorpha, Isotomidae. The transcript is spliced from 3 exons. The coding region runs from base 30 to 1391 and encodes 453 amino acids.